This is a messenger RNA of Vicugna pacos (alpaca), 5051 nucleotides long. The record is from RefSeq and is a predicted model, not a curated record. Lineage: Eukaryota; Metazoa; Chordata; Mammalia; Artiodactyla; Camelidae.
UCCCUUUGACAAUGGUCUGAACCGAGCUCUGCUUCCCAAAGCAAAAUUUGUAAUAUGCCAUUUUUCCGAUGGACGCUUCUCCUUUUGGCUGCUGACGGGGCCGCGGGAAGAUGCCGAGUUUCUGCCACGCCACCCAGCCGGGGCACGUUCCGGGAGGACGCCCGGGCAAGCGAGUGUCUAAGCUGCCUUUCUCCUCCCGUUGCUAGGGAAGUGGUCCAGGAGUGCCGGGUGUGAGCCUCCCCUCUCGUCAAGCCGGAGACUGCGGUUGUCAUUGAUCAAUUGAAGAAGCAGAAUCCGAAAUUACAGACAUUAGCAAUGAUGUGUGAAGUGAUGCCCACGAUUAAUGAGGACACCCCAAUGAGCCAAAGGGGGUCCCAAAGCAGUGGCUCGGACUCAGACUCCCAUUUUGAGCAACUGAUGGUGAAUAUGCUAGAUGAAAGGGAUCGUCUUCUAGACACCCUUCGAGAGACCCAAGAAAGCCUCUCACUUGCCCAGCAAAGACUGCAGGAUGUCAUCUAUGACAGAGAUUCGCUCCAGAGACAGCUCAAUUCAGCCCUGCCACAGGAUAUCGAAUCCCUAACAGGAGGGCUGACUGGUUCUAAGGGGGCUGAUCCACCGGAAUUUGCUGCACUGACAAAAGAACUAAAUGCCUGUAGGGAACAACUUCUAGAAAAGGAAGAAGAAAUUUCUGAACUUAAGGCUGAAAGAAACAACACAAGACUGUUACUGGAGCAUUUGGAGUGCCUUGUGUCACGGCAUGAAAGGUCACUAAGAAUGACGGUGGUAAAACGACAAGCCCAGUCCCCCUCGGGAGUGUCCAGCGAAGUUGAAGUUCUCAAGGCGCUGAAAUCUUUGUUUGAGCACCACAAGGCCUUGGAUGAAAAGGUAAGGGAGCGACUGAGGGUUUCUUUAGAAAGAGUCUCUGCACUGGAAGAAGAACUAGCUGCUGCUAAUCAGGAGAUUGUUGCCUUGCGUGAACAAAAUGUUCAUAUACAAAGAAAAAUGGCAUCAAGUGAGGGGUCCACAGAGUCAGAACAUCUUGAAGGGAUGGAACCUGGCCAGAAGGUCCAUGAAAAGCGUUUGUCCAAUGGUUCUAUAGACUCCACUGAUGAUACAAGUCAAAUAGUUGAGCUACAAGAAUUGCUUGAAAAACAAAACUACGAAAUGGCCCAGAUGAAAGAACGUUUAGCAGCCCUUUCUUCCCGCGUGGGAGAGGUGGAGCAGGAAGCAGAGACAGCAAGGAAGGAUCUCAUUAAAACCGAAGAAAUGAACACUAAGUAUCAAAGGGACAUUAGGGAGGCCAUGGCACAGAAGGAAGAUAUGGAAGAAAGAAUCACGACCCUUGAGAAGCGUUACCUCAGUGCUCAGAGAGAAUCUACCUCCAUACAUGACAUGAAUGAUAAGCUGGAAAAUGAGUUAGCAAAUAAAGAGGCCAUUCUACGGCAGAUGGAAGAGAAGAACAGACAGUUACAAGAGCGUCUUGAGCUGGCUGAACAAAAGUUGCAGCAGACUAUGAGAAAAGCUGAGACCUUACCUGAAGUAGAGGCUGAACUGGCUCAGAGAAUUGCAGCCCUGACAAAGGCUGAAGAGAGACAUGGAAACAUUGAAGAACGUAUGAGACAUCUUGAAGGUCAACUUGAAGAGAAAAAUCAAGAACUUCAAAGAGCUAGGCAAAGAGAGAAAAUGAAUGAGGAGCACAACAAAAGACUAUCCGAUACUGUGGACAGACUUCUGACCGAAUCCAAUGAACGCUUACAGCUACAUCUAAAGGAACGAAUGGCUGCUCUGGAAGAGAAGAAUGUUUUAAUUCAAGAAUCAGAAACUUUCAGAAAGAAUCUGGAAGAAUCUUUACAUGAUAAGGAAAGAUUAGCAGAAGAAAUUGAAAAGCUGAGAUCUGAACUUGACCAGUUGAAAAUGAGAACUGGCUCUUUAAUUGAACCCACAAUAUCAAGAACUCAUCUAGACACCUCAGCUGAGCUGCGGUAUUCUGUUGGAUCCUUGGUGGACAGUCAGUCUGACUACAGAACAACUAAAGUAAUAAGAAGACCAAGGAGAGGCCGCAUGGGUGUGCGGAGAGAUGAGCCAAAGGUGAAAUCUCUUGGGGAUCAUGAGUGGAACAGAACUCAGCAAAUGGGAGUGCUAAGCAGCCACCCUUUUGAAAGUGACACAGAAAUGUCUGACAUUGACGAUGAUGACAGAGAAACGAUCUUUAGUUCAAUGGAUCUUCUCUCUCCAAGUGGUCAUUCUGAUGCCCAGACUCUCGCCAUGAUGCUUCAAGAACAACUGGAUGCCAUCAACAAAGAAAUCAGGCUAAUUCAGGAAGAAAAAGAAUCUACAGAAUUACGUGCUGAAGAAAUUGAGAAUAGAGUGGCUAGUGUGAGUCUGGAAGGCCUGAAUUUAGCGAGGGUCCACCCAGGUACCUCCAUCACUGCCUCGGUUACAGCUUCUUCGCUGGCCAGUUCAUCUCCCCCGAGUGGACACUCAACGCCAAAGCUCACCCCUCGAAGUCCUGCCCGGGAAAUGGAUCGGAUGGGAGUCAUGACACUGCCAAGUGAUCUAAGGAAACAUCGGAGAAAGAUUGCAGUAGUAGAAGAAGAUGGUCGGGAGGAUAAAGCAACAAUUAAAUGUGAAACUUCUCCUCCCCCUACCCCUAGAGCCAUCAGGAUGACUCACACUCUCCCUUCUUCCUACCACAAUGAGGCUCGGAGUAGUUUAUCUGCCUCCCUUGAGCCUGAAAGCCUUGGGCUUGGCAGUGCCAACAGCAGCCAAGACUCUCUUCACAAAGCUCCCAAAAAGAAAGGAAUCAAGUCUUCAAUAGGACGUUUGUUUGGUAAAAAAGAAAAAGCUCGACUCGGGCAACUCCGAGGCUUCAUGGAGACUGAAGCUGCAGCUCAGGAGUCCCUGGGGUUAGGCAAACUUGGAACUCAAGCUGAGAAGGAUAGAAGACUGAAGAAAAACACAUCAGGGCAUGAACUUCUAGAAGAAGCUCGGAGGAAGGGAUUACCUUUUGCCCAGUGGGAUGGUCCCACUGUAGUCGCAUGGCUAGAGCUCUGGUUGGGAAUGCCUGCUUGGUACGUGGCAGCCUGCCGAGCCAACGUCAAGAGCGGAGCCAUCAUGUCUGCCUUAUCAGACACCGAGAUCCAGAGAGAAAUUGGAAUCAGCAAUCCUCUGCAUCGCUUAAAGCUCCGCUUAGCAAUCCAGGAGAUGGUUUCCCUAACCAGUCCUUCGGCUCCUCCAACAUCCAGAACUCCUUCAGGCAACGUUUGGGUGACCCAUGAAGAGAUGGAAAAUCUUGCAGCUCCAGCAAAAACGAAAGAAUCUGAGGAAGGAAGCUGGGCUCAGUGUCCGGUUUUUCUACAGACCCUGGCAUAUGGAGAUAUGAACCACGAGUGGAUUGGAAACGAAUGGCUUCCCAGCCUGGGGUUACCUCAGUACAGAAGUUAUUUUAUGGAAUGCUUGGUAGAUGCAAGAAUGUUAGAUCACCUAACAAAAAAAGAUCUCCGUGUCCAUUUAAAAAUGGUGGAUAGUUUCCAUCGAACAAGUUUACAGUAUGGAAUUAUGUGCUUAAAAAGGUUGAAUUAUGACAGAAAAGAACUAGAAAGAAGACGAGAAGCAAGCCAACAUGAAAUAAAAGAUGUGUUGGUUUGGAGCAAUGAUCGAGUUAUUCGCUGGAUACAAGCAAUUGGACUUCGAGAAUAUGCGAAUAAUAUUCUUGAAAGUGGUGUGCAUGGCUCCCUUAUAGCACUGGAUGAGAACUUUGACUACAGCAGCUUAGCUUUAUUACUGCAAAUUCCAACACAGAACACCCAGGCAAGGCAGAUUCUUGAAAGGGAAUACAAUAACCUGUUGGCUCUGGGAACUGAACGGCGACUGGAUGAAAGUGAUGACAAGAAUUUCAGGCGUGGGUCGACCUGGAGAAGGCAAUUUCCUCCCCGUGAAGUACAUGGAAUCAGCAUGAUGCCUGGGUCCUCAGAAACAUUACCAGCUGGAUUUAGGUUAACCACAACUUCUGGGCAGUCAAGGAAAAUGACAACGGAUGUUGCCUCAUCAAGACUGCAGAGGUUAGACAGCUCCACUGUUCGCACAUACUCAUGUUGACAAGGCACUCAAAGGAGGCAGCACUGACUUGCUAUGUCGUCUUUUCAGUCUACUCUACCUAAAGUGCACUACCGUCCAAGAAGACAAGCAGUGAAAACCUUUGUGAAGACUGAAUUCUAAGGAAAUAACCACAACUCAUGGUUCAUUUAAGCUGAAAAUGUGAUUUGGGGGUGGGGGGGAGUCAGAUAUUAAGUUUGAUUAGUUUACUACAAUUGUAAGAAAAUACUUAAGUCAUUUGAAUAAUAAGCACCAUCCACAUCAUAAAUUCUGUACAACAGAUGCUUUUAUGAAAUGGAGCCACGCGUUUUACAUGUUUUACUGUAAUAUACUAGGCAUUUAUGUAUUACUGUGUAUGUAUUUCUUUUUAAAUGUGUAAGUCUUAUGUAAAUGGAUAUAAAUAUGAUUUUUUAAAGAAAUAAAAUAUAUAGUUCAUGAAGUCUUGAGUGCAAACAUUUGACAGUUCCAAGUACUGUUUGUAUUUUACCAUUCCACCAUUUUUACAGUUUUUGAAUUGUAACAGUCAAAUUGAUGUUUCCAGGAAGCAUGUCUUCUGCUUCCACAUGUUUUUCCUUCAAGUCUGUCAAUCCUUAAAGCUGAAAACCUGCCUCUGAUCAUGUAAAAAAGAAUGAUUUAACCUGGAACUGGAGCCAAAAAUAGACCUUUAAAGGCAAUCAGGGAUGUCCUAUAUCUUCAGAAAUAGCACUGUGAUGGCUCGAUCUCCUUUUCAAUACAGAACAAAGCCAAACUGUUUACAAGUCAAAAGCAAUUAUUAAAAAAGAAUUUAUAAAGAAAAAAUAUUAUCUUCUCUUGUUACCUGUGGACUAAAGGAAAAAAAAAACUUCUUUACUAAAAACGACAUGUCCAUCCAAACAUCUUGAACCGCCAGCCAGCACUGUUCAGUGAAUAUCAACCACUGCAGAGUCUGAGGUCAUUUCCACUGGAAAAAAAAAAAA